UUUUUUUUUUUAAUUUUUAUUUUAAUUCAUUUUGGAUUAAGUAGUUUGCUUUUAUUUUUAUAUUCGAAUAAUACCUUUAGGUCUCCUUCGUAUCUUAAGAUGCCAAUGAUGCUUGUUUGAGUCGAAGCACAGAGGUUGUUUAAUGGAAGAAGGCCAAAGUCUUGAUCCCUACAAGCACCUCAAGGUAGUUCUCAAUCACGAUGGCACCUUCACGCGCCUGCGCGUGGACCCACCCAUAUCACCGGCGUCAGAUCCUAACCUUCCGAUUUCUGUCCUGACCAAAGAUAUCACGAUCAGCCAAGAACUUAACGUCUAUGUUAGAAUCUUCUUGCCUCGGAAAGCACUGGAUAAUCCCUCUCCGAAGCUACCUCUGAUCUUAUACUUCCAUGGUGGUGGAUUCAUCUUAUUCAGUGCAGCCUCAUCGAUGUUUCAUGACUUCUGCAUAAACAUGGCCGACGAUGUCCACGUCAUUGUUGCAUCCUUGGAGUAUCGUCUUGCUCCGGAGCACCGGUUGCCGGCGGCGUACGAGGAUGCCAUGCAAGCGUUGCACUGGAUCCAAACCAACCAAGAUGACUGGCUCUCGCAAUACGCCGACUACUCAUGUUGUUUCCUCAUGGGCAAUAGCGCGGGGGCAAAUAUAGCGUACCACGCGGGUCUACGUGCAGCGGCGGAACCGGACCGUUUGCAACCGUUGAAGAUCAGAGGGAUGAUAUUGGUGCAGCCAUUUGUGGGUGGGAUGCAGAGGUGUGGUUCGGAAUUGAGGCUGGUGAAUGAUCCGGUGUUGCCGCUGUGCGUGAGUGACUUGAUGUGGGAGUUGUCGUUGCCCGUUGGAUCGGACCGUGAUCAUGAGUAUUGCAGUCCAACGGUUGGGAGAGAAGAUGAUGAUCAGAAGAUGAAGGUGGGGAAGAUGAGGUUGCUUGGGUGGAGAGUGAUGGUGAUUGGGUGUGAGGGGGACCCACUGGUGGAUCGUCAGAGAGAGAUGGUGACGUGGAUGGAGGAAAAUGGAGUGAGAGUGGACGGUAGUUUUGAACCAGGGUUUAAUCACGGGGUUGAACUGCGCAGUCCUCUUAAACAAAAAGAGCUCUUUUCAAAGAUCAAGACUUUUGUUUGUUCUUUACUAUCUUCUGCUAAGACAAAUUGAAUUUAGAUAAUAUGAAUCGUUUCCAAUUCAAUGAUCUUGUGUAUUCUUUUCUAUUACAUCAAUCAAUUGCCUUUAUACUUAUUGUCA
Messenger RNA from Prosopis cineraria, 1228 nucleotides. RefSeq names its product carboxylesterase 1-like. Bases 143 to 1141 code for a protein of 332 amino acids. Gene Ontology annotation, molecular function: hydrolase activity. NCBI's taxonomy places the organism in Eukaryota, Viridiplantae, Streptophyta, Magnoliopsida, Fabales, Fabaceae. The transcript has a single exon. The record is from RefSeq and is a predicted model, not a curated record.